Molecule: messenger RNA, 1041 nt
Organism: Aplysia californica (California sea hare)
Lineage: Eukaryota; Metazoa; Mollusca; Gastropoda; Aplysiida; Aplysiidae
Exons: 1
Coding region: 1-1041 (346 amino acids)
Biological process (GO): G protein-coupled receptor signaling pathway
Cellular component (GO): membrane
Molecular function (GO): G protein-coupled peptide receptor activity
Source: RefSeq, a predicted model, not a curated record
AUGUGUGUUACAAACUGUACUGUAACUGCCCCAGUGACGUCACAUCCGGUUGUCUACAGUUUUGUGAUGAUCAAGAAUAUCGUCCAGACCACCAACAUGUGUAUAGCUGUGUUUGGCAUCCUCACAAAUCUGUGUAACGUGGAGAUAUUUCGGCGGACAGGUAUACUGGAAAGUGCGACUUCAGUCACUCUGUUUGCCCUCACAGUGGCUGAUCUCUUCUCCCUUGUACUUUUUCUUGUGAAUCCACUUCUCAGGUUCCAGAUAGGAAUGUCUUCCCCUCUCAUCUACACGCUCUACGUCCAGGCUCUCUACAGUUUCCAGAUGACCUACAAAAUGUCCACCUUCUUCACAGUCUACCUCACGGUCCAAAAGUGUUGCUGCGUGGCGUUCCCGCUCAAGUUCAAAUUUAUUUUCACAGGCAAAAAAGUCCUGGCCACCCUGCUCGUUCUUACACUAGUCUGCUUUGCCUGUUAUGCUCCUCUGAUUCUCACCGUCAGAUUUCGGUGGGUAUUGAACCCACGUUUGAACAAAACUGUAGUAAUUCCGAAUUUUGCACCAUAUCGGCAGACGAUAGUGAACAUUGUGUACCCCCUGGUCUUUGCCGCAGACCCAACCGUCUCCCAAGUCGUGGUCAUCAGCUGUCUGUUUGUCCUAACCGGCAAACUCCAACAGGCGACAAAGUUCCGAAUGACCUCGGAGUUGCCAGGCAGCAAGGAGCCGUCCAAGGGGGCGCAACUCUCCGGGAAAGAGCUGAGGGCGGUGCAGUCGGUGGUGAUUGUGGCCGCCAUGUUUGUCGUCUGCAAUCUCCCCAGCGUUCUCGUCAUGUACGCCUCCUAUGUGGAGCCAGAGUUCAACGACCUCAGACAGCUGGGAGAAAUCUACAGUCUUGUGGGACUGCUCCGAAUCUCUCUGCUUCUUCUCUGCUCCUCUCUCAACAUGUUUGUCUACGUCACUUACAACUCCAGCUACAGACAGCAGCUGGUGGCUUUGUGGGGGAAACUUGGCGCAACACGGAGUCUGGGCGAGCCAGGGGGGAAAUAG